ACGGCUUCGUGCAUGCGCAUACAGCCGCUCGAUACAAUGUCUAGAGCAGCUGCAACCUCUAGGAAGGCUGCUCAACCCGCUGGAGAUACCAUGCGAGCCCAGGAAGGCUCGCGACGUAGUGCGCGACAAGCUACAAUGCAGCUCACCACAAAGGAGCAGUCUCAAAAACCUGGUGUAUCUGAACACACUUCGGACUCUGAACUCAGCGACGCACCCGAAUCUGAGGCUGAAGGAGAGGACAAGGACGGGGAAGGGGAAGGGGCGAGCCGGAGUGAUACCGAGGGUGAUACGGAAGAUGCAGACGAGGACACCUCCGGUGACUUUGGUGGGGGAUCGCGCAAGAGAAAGCGUGCUAGUCCCAAACAAAAUACCACCAAAGGGAGCGCAGCAAAGGCAAAGAAGGGGCCUACUCCGAGAGGAGGCGGCUCCAGCCGAAGCCAGCCCAAGGCGCGUGGCAAGAGGACCGCCGCUGCAGGACCUCACAACAGCAAGAUAGAACUGAACAUCAAGGACGAUAAUGCGCUUUUCAACGCCGUGCUCGAUUCCCAGAGCGCUGUGCAAAGCAAUGUGGAGGACUGGAUGAUUCUGUUCCAAGCAGAGCGAGGCGAGGCCCUGUCUCAGUUGGUGAACUUCUUCUUGCGAGCAUGCGGCUGCAACGAGAGUGUCGACGAGGAUCAGGCACAGGAUCUGGAUGGCAUAUUGGACACUCUAGAGGACGUCCAAGAAAUUUUCAAGAGGGAGAGCCUCGGGUCGUACCCUAUCAUCUCCAGAACUCCCAAAUUCAGGAAAUUUGUCAAGUCGCUCUCGGACUUUCUCGGACGACUGUACAGAUCGGCCGCUGAGGCUGACCUCUUUGACGAUGACGAAUUUCUGCCCAGCAUUGUCGCUUGGGUGUCGGCUCUAUCCUCCUCGACUCUGCGCUCUUUUCGCCACACAGCAACGUUUAUCGCUUUAUCGAGCACGACGCACAUGAAUCUUAUCGUACAGGAUCUCCGAAGGGAACACAGUCUCGCAGUCCGUCAACGCGACCUCGAGAAAAAGAAAGCCCGCCAGGACAAAGGCAGAAUCAGGGAGCUCGAAUCCAGAGUCAUUAAUGCAGAAGAAGACUCCAUCGUAGUCGAAAGAUUCCUCGAGGACAUGAUCAGCAGCGUCUUCGUUCACCGAUACCGUGACUCUGAUCCAAACAUCCGUGCAGAUUGUGUCCACGAGCUCGGCCUUUGGAUGAGAGACUACCCUGACAAGUAUCUGCGUGGCGCCUACUUCCGGUACCUGGGUUGGCUCCUGUCUGAUCAAGACGCUAAGGCUCGUCUGACGUCCAUCAACGCGAUGUUUAGCCUCUACGAAAAGGGAAACUUCAGAAGCUCCGUUCGUCAUUUUACUGACCUUUUCAAACCGCGGCUUCUCGAGAUGGCGACCAGCGACGUUGAUGUCGAUGUAAGAUGCGCGACAUUGCAACUCGCUGCUUCUAUGCACGAGCACGGCAUUUUUGAGGAAGAAGAUUUGGAUGUUCUCGCGUUGCAGAUCUUCAGCGCAGAUGCCAAGGUCCGUUUAGCUGCUGCCCCAUUUGUUGCAAGCAUGAUUUCAAAGCGCGUCGACGUAAUCAAGGAGGACAUCCGUGACUCUCGCAGCUCCAAGUCAUCGGAUGCUUCGAUGAGCGACAGUAGUGCCCGUGCACUAUUUAAAAGCCUUGCUCUCGUCUUGACCAAAGGCUCGGCAGAGGAACCAUCAGUCAAGCUUGAUGGGGCUGCCAGCCGAGUGUCCAUCGCCAUAGAUGGCCUCCGACAGGAGAUACCGGAACUUGCCAACUGGAGGUCCCUGCUAGCGUUCUUGCUUUCCGAAGAGGCGCGUGAUGGCGCAGGUGGGGAAGAAGAGGACGACUCACAAAACCACCCGCACACGCUCAGUCUCGACCGAUCCCAGGAAGCAGCACUACUCGAAGUCAUACACGUGCUAUUGCGCAAGGAUAUGGAGGGCUUGGAGGGUAGCACAGAAGUAGCAGAGAAUGUCGGGCUCAAUCUUUCUUCGCUGUUGCAUGCUAUUCCCCAACUUUUGGUGAGGCACCGGACGGACGCGCCGCUGAUCGCCAGAACACUCGGAUUGGUCCCUCUGCUGUCACCUGCGGCCUUGCAAGAUGCCGGAAACGCAGAUGAACGCGAAAAGCUGUGGCGAGAGCUCCAUGAUCACUUCAUGCGCCACACUGAAUCAGAGAUCCUGACUUUAGCCAUUCGAGGGCUCGCCCAUCUCGCUAAGGCAGAGGGUGAAGCCUCCGGCCAUCUCGAUCGUCUGGUCUCGGUUGGCGAAAAGAUCGUGCAGGCCUUGCGCCAAGGCUCAGAUGACCGGGACCUUGAAACUGCAGCCCUCUCAGAAAACGAUGUCCACCAUUACGAAGCGACAUUGAAGCGCUUGCUGGUCUUCCUCAACAUGCACGAGCCUCAACUACCGUUCGGCAUUGCGGUUGGCGGCGAAGCCACCACAUCGUGGGAGAUUGUUCAGAGCCUCGCCAAUCGCGGACGACUGGGGUACUCUGAAGAGAGCCAGAUGGUUGGCAACGCUUUAAAAUCUCUGACGCUCGGUGUCUUCUGGCUGCCUAAGCAGCUCGAGUCCGCGGUGCGAGGCAUCAGCAUUGUGGAUCCCGAGACUGUGUCCCGACAUCUGCGCCUACUCAAGGAGUAUCUUGGCAACGAGUUGUCCAUCGUCACGAGCCAGGUCCGACGAGAUGCCUUUGAUCAAGUAAUCACUCUUCUGCUUCUUCGGGAGUCCCUACCUAGGGACGCAAGCGCCACGGAGAAUGGUCUCUCGUCAACUUCAGGGAGCCUUGCCGAUGCCUUCCAAACAUCGUUCCUGGGUGGCUCCUUUGAAGAUUCGCUCGCUCAGGUCCUGAAAGCUAGCAUCGAUACGGUAGUCGAAGCUCCCGAGGAAGGAGCCGAAGAACCAAUGCGAAAGAGUCAAUUGGCUCUCUCCGAUGACGAGUCAGAUCUGAGCGACGAGGAGCUCGCGGCUACAAAGCGGCCAAGUCUAAUCAAGCAGGCUACGAUCACCACCGCGACGAGAAGCCAUCGCACCAAUGUCGCACAUGAGGCCUGCACUGCAUUCUCAUCGCUCAUCCGUCUCGCGCAAUUCAAUGUGAUUGAAUUGAAGCACCUCAGCUUUGCUAUGGCCCAAUAUGGCAAAGUCUCGACGACCUUUGAUCAAUUGAUCAAGUCCGCAGCUGACGUCAUUCGCCAACGGCUAUCUUCGCGCCGGACUGUUAAUUCUGCUUGCGAGGUGAUCAAAAGCUCGAUGCUGACGAUACACGAUACAUACAUCGAAGGGGCUCAAACUGCUUCGGCGUGCGCUGCCAUGGCCAAGAUGUUCGGGAACGCUCUCGUGAUUCGGGGACCCCAUCUGUCUAUUCUCUCAGCGGUGACCGGAUCCCCGCUGGUCAAGCUUCAUACUGAGCUCGCAUCGCACUACAUUGGCCGUCUCGAGGCUAUCGCAUCCUCAAACGAUAAGAGGCAGUUGUCGAAGACAUUGCUCAUUUUCAAAUCCUUGUCAAGCAUGCUCACGUCGGCGAAACCAAAGGACGCGAUUGCGAUAAAAUUGUCUAUCAAUGCCGCUCUUCAAAUCACAGACACAGACAGCACCCUGACAAGUAAACAAAACGACCUUUUGCAAACAUAUGAAAAGCGCCUGCUGGCUGUCGCUUCAAAGCAUUCAGGUCUUGCACAACUAGACGUUGAGGAAGCAAAUGGCGCAGAUGCAGCCGCUACGGCAGAUCCGGAUCCACGCUCAAAUACAAGCCCUGCACAAAAUGAAGUCGAAGAUGCGGAAGAAGCAAUGAAGCAGAACACUAAGCAUCCGGCGUCGCCCGACUCUUCCAGGAAGCGCGCUCGCGCGGCGGAUGACAACCAGAGAGACCCUGAACAGCUCAACGAGGCCGAAAGGACACACGAGAGCUCGGUGAUCGACUUUGAGCGGGAGACUGGAACUCUAGGGAAAAGCCCGACCCCUUUGGCGGCGGUUCGUCCUUUGCCGGAACCACUCGACGAAUCCCAUCACAUUCUUCCUUCUGAAAACCCGAGGAAGCGGACGCGAAAAGCUUGAAGUUGUACCCGACCCGUACUGCGUCCCUUUAUUCAGCAUCUGUAUUCUACGUUCCGCGUGUCACUGAAUACCUCUUCACC
Molecule: messenger RNA, 4163 nt
Organism: Tilletiaria anomala UBC 951
Lineage: Eukaryota; Fungi; Basidiomycota; Exobasidiomycetes; Georgefischeriales; Tilletiariaceae
Exons: 12
Coding region: 13-4083 (1356 amino acids)
Biological process (GO): sister chromatid cohesion
Cellular component (GO): chromatin; cohesin complex; nucleus
Molecular function (GO): chromatin binding
Source: RefSeq, a predicted model, not a curated record